CCCGACGCCGCCGAGGAGGAGGCGGAGGCGGCGGCUGGCGAUCCAGUCCUAGCGGGAGCUGGUGGGGCUCUCUCUGCCGGCCGGGGCCACUUUUUCGCAGCUCUUCCGGAGGAGAGGAGGGGUCCGCCCGAAGGGAGCGCCUCCCUGCCCGCCGCCGCCUGCUCUCUUCUGCCCUUUCUUUUCCCGGCUUCCCGCCCAGUCAUUCUCCGGGCAAUCCCUUUCUUUGGAACCGUCCGCUGCCGGGAAUCGAACUCUCCCCCCGGGUGGAUUCCUCGCCCUCCCGAAGCCGGCGACCGCGCAGCCUUGCCGCGCGCCCUCCAGCCGGCCCGGGACCUCUUGACCCGCCGCCGGGAGGAGGAGGAGAGACCGAGGGCGCCCUCUCCCACUAGCCCCGCUGGCCUCCGGAUGGGGCAGGGAUGGCCGCCUUAGCCAGCUCCCUGAUCCGGCAGAAACGGGAGAUCCGCGACCCGGUGGUCAGCCGGCCCGUCGCCGCCCAGCGGAAGGUUUGUCCCCGCGGCACCAAGUCGCUGUGCCAGAAGCAGCUCCUCAUCUUGAUCUCCAAAGUCCGGCUGUGCGGGGGGCGGAAGGGCCGGCUGGAGAAGACGUCCGAACCUCAACUGAAAGGCAUCGUCACCAAACUCUUCUGCAGGCACGGAUAUUACCUCCAAGUCCACCCAGAUGGCAGCAUCGAUGGGACCAGAGAGGACACCAACGGCUACACCCUCUUCAACCUGAUCCCCGUGGGUCUUCGUGUGGUCGCCAUUCAGAGCACCAAAUCAGGGCAGUACAUCGCCAUGAAUGCUGAGGGCUACCUCUAUACCUCUACUCACUUCACCACUGAGUGCCGUUUCAAGGAGUGCGUCUUUGAGAACUAUUACGUCAUGUAUUCCUCCACCCUCUACCGACAGCGGGAGUCGGGGCGCUCGUGGUAUUUGGGCAUCAACAAAGACGGGCAGGUGAUGAAGGGAAACCGAGUCAAGAAGACCAAAGCUGCAGCCCACUUCCUCCCAAAACUACUGGAAGCUGUGAACACCUCCAACAUCGAGGGUCGCCUGCUGCAGAAACUCUUCGAGGAUUACACCAAGGCGGUCCUUCCCAUUCGCAGGAUCACUGACAGAGUCCCUGUGAGAAUUGGCAUGUCCCUCUCACAGCUCAUCAGCCUGAAAGAAAAAGACGAAGAACUGACUACAAAAGUCUAUCUGGAUAUGACGUGGACAGACUAUCGCCUCACCUGGAUUCCUGACGACUAUGAGGGCAUCACCUCCAUAAGGACUUUCGCUGACAAUGUCUGGCUCCCAGAUAUAGGCCUUACCAACACUAAUGAUGGUACAUUUGAAAUUGCUCUGGCAGUGAAUGUCCUUGUGAGCUACAAUGGAAUAGUCCGCUGGCAACCGCCGGCCGUUUAUCAAAGCAGCUGCAGUAUCCAGGUGACCUACUUCCCAUUCGACUGGCAGAACUGUACAAUGACCUUCCGUUCGUACUCUUACGACGCUUCGGAAAUCACCCUUCUGCACCCGCUCGACGAGAAUGGGAUGGAGGUGAAGGAGAUCAUCGUAUAUGAGAACACAUUUAUAGACAACGGGCAAUGGGAGAUCUGGCACAAACCGUCCCGUAAGAACACGCUCCCGCGUGACCCGCUCUACGAGGACAUCACCUUUUACCUCAUCAUAUGCCGGAAGCCUCUCUUCUACGUCAUCAACGUUAUCAUUCCUUGCAUCUUGAUUACAAUCCUCGCCAUCUUUGUCUUCUAUCUCCCACCAGAUGCCGGUGAGAAGGUGAACCUCUCCAUCUUUGCCCUCCUCACCCUCACCAUCUUCCUGCUCCUGCUGGCCGGCAAAGUGCCUGAGACGUCCUUGGCGGUCCCCAUCAUCAUCAAGUACCUUAUGUUCACCAUGAUCCUCGUGACCUUCUCUGUCAUCCUCAGCGUGGUGGUCCUCAACUUGCACCAUCGCUCACCCAACACUCAUGAGAUGCCCUUCUGGGUGAGGAAGAUUUUUAUCCACAAGCUCCCUUGGUAUUUGGGCCUGCGACGCCCAAAGCCAGAGACCAUCCUGAAACCCACCCCCUUGCACCCCAAGCAAGAGCUCACCGUGAAAAGCAACCGCCGCACUGACGAAUAUUUCAUCCGCACCCCUGCCUGCGAUUCUCUGUUCCCCAAAUCCAACAGAUUUCAGCCGGAGGCAUUCCCCACAGAUAUGAAAAAAUUCGUUGAUGGCCCCAGUCACUGCAUUGCUCUCCCGCCAGAACUGAAGUCUGCCAUGGAUGCCAUCACGUACAUAGCGGAACAACUACAGGAGCAAGAGGACUAUGAUGCGCUCAAGGAAGACUGGGAAUACGUCGCCAUGGUGGUGGACCGCCUUUUCUUCUGGACCUUCAUCAUCUUCACCACCGUUGGGACCCUCAGCAUCUUCCUAGAUGCCAGGUCCCACCUGACCCCCGACCAGGCUUUCCCAUGAACCCUCAGCCUCCUGCACCACCCCAGAAGAUGCCAGCUGGUCCUUCCACAAUGGAGACCUACGGAAAGGUUACAUCCCACCAGUGGAGCUGCAAAACACAAAGAAUGUGGUCGUGUCUGUGUCUGCCUCUCUCUAGAGCAGAUGCAGGGAGCCUCAGGCUUGGGGGCCAAGUGUGGCCCUCCAGAGCCCUCUCUCUGGCCCUUAAGACUCUCCAUAGGCAACAUCUCCUCUCCAGGCCACCCCUUUCUUUUCAGGCGUAGAAACUUCUGAUUUUUGCAUGGCUGGAAUGUACCCUACUGUUCAAAAUAAGAGUCACGUUCAUUGCUCUACCCACUUUUUUUUACCUCUGGCCCCAUCUACCUCUGGUAUGCGGCCCCUGCAAGAUUGCCCACCAUGGAAUGUGGCCCUCAACCUGAAGAAAGUUGCCUUCCCCUGCUCUAGAGUCACAUAUCUACUACCCAAUCGUAUGCAUGUUUACUUGGAAAUGAGCCCUGGUGGGUUCAGUGGGGCUUCCUUGCAAGUUAAGUCUGUAUAGGAUUGUAGCCUUUGUGUCCGUGGCUUGCUUUGGAUUUGAAUCCGGGUUCUGGAUGAGUGGUCUGCAUUUGCCCCUACUGCAUCCCCCCUUUUUUGCAAGCAAUAAAGGCCUCAGGACCCAUAGAGUUCCUAUUAA
Rhineura floridana is the source of this 3126-nucleotide messenger RNA. It is a transcript of the gene FGF11, whose product is annotated as fibroblast growth factor 11. Gene Ontology annotation, molecular function: fibroblast growth factor receptor binding; transmembrane signaling receptor activity; acetylcholine-gated monoatomic cation-selective channel activity. Gene Ontology annotation, biological process: animal organ morphogenesis; monoatomic ion transmembrane transport; chemical synaptic transmission. The record is from RefSeq and is a predicted model, not a curated record. Gene Ontology annotation, cellular component: postsynaptic membrane; synapse; cytoplasm. The coding region runs from base 417 to 2456 and encodes 679 amino acids. The transcript is spliced from 14 exons. Lineage: Eukaryota; Metazoa; Chordata; Lepidosauria; Squamata; Rhineuridae.